CCUUCUCCGUAGGUGGCCCUUGGAGCGAUCUGUGACUGUGCCCCUUCCCCUUCGUCAAAACCGAUCGCAGAUAUCUCACAGGCCAGCAAGUACAGAUUCUUUCUGUAAUGGCUUUGGGCUUUGCGGUGGGCGUUUUUGGAGUUCUGAUACUCGCUCAUGCAGCCUACUCAACCAUCCAAUAUAGGGGUUUGUUGAAGAUAAUGGAGGAGGAGUUUUCAGGACCUCCCAUGACUGUUUUAGCUGAAGUACUUCUAGGAUUAGGUUUAUGCAUGUGGGCGGGACUUACUGUGCCAGGGAAAUUCCUGUCAAUACAUCCGGAUUCUGAAGAGAACAGGAUAGUUUCUUUACCACUCAAUGUAGAUUUCAUGAUCUUCAACCAUCGUGGCAGAGCAUUUUCUUCUGAAAUAGAUAUGAAGUUGAAGUAUUAAUGUCUUUUUAAUCAAGGCAGUGGAUCUUCUUUGGCUAUCAGAUCUUCAACCAUCAUUUAUUCGACCUCAAAAGUAAAAAAUGGAUUUGGGUAAUCUUUAGUACCAUCUACUUGUUUUUAGUUAUGAUUGUUAGUUUAUUUUCUUCUUACCUGCCUUGCUACUGCUUACCAUAACAUUGUCUUUCAUGGCUUUCCAUGUUAUCAUCAAAUUUUAAGGUAUUUCUAAGAGGUGUUUGAUAAAGA
This is a messenger RNA of Vitis riparia (riverbank grape), 670 nucleotides long. RefSeq names its product membrane magnesium transporter. Bases 108 to 428 code for a protein of 106 amino acids. The record is from RefSeq and is a predicted model, not a curated record. Lineage: Eukaryota; Viridiplantae; Streptophyta; Magnoliopsida; Vitales; Vitaceae. Gene Ontology annotation, cellular component: early endosome; plasma membrane; Golgi apparatus. The transcript is spliced from 4 exons.